Chara braunii is the source of this 2196-nucleotide messenger RNA. The record is from the annotation of a GenBank genome assembly. NCBI's taxonomy places the organism in Eukaryota, Viridiplantae, Streptophyta, Charophyceae, Charales, Characeae.
GUUACCUUUGGGCAGUGGGUCGACACAGAUGUGGUCGCAGACGGUGGCAGCUGACGGGUCCUGGCGCAACGCGGGUGGCGAGUUCACGUCCCUCCUGCAGGAAGGCUCGGAAGAUGACGACGACGGGCAGGUUGAUCUGAGGUUCGGCUUCUCGUCCGGCGGUGCGACGGCAGCGACCCGUACGUUCAUCAUCAACCCCGAGCCUUCCCCGCGAUCCCUUCAACGUGCAGGAAGUGCGCACACCCAGCAAUGCACACUUGAAGCCGGUGUGUCCGUUAAUGUCGGUAUUCGGCCUUUACCUUCUAACCAGCAGCAUGGCAAGAGUGCGUGGUCCUGCGAACGGAGCAGAGACGGCUGCCCCGUCCCUGUCGGAUUGGCAGCGGGCCACGUGCGCAUCGGCGGUGGUCGUUUGGACAUGCCAAACCCGAGCAGAACUACGCAGGCAGACUUGAGAGACGACGUCGCUUGCAGACCGCCGGCGUGUCCACGACCUACAGUGGACAACAUCAUUCGAGGAGUGUCCAACAUGCGGGCACACAACGAUGGCGGCGUUCAAGAUGCGGCAUUCCGUGAUGACGCUGACGAUGGAGACAUUGAGGACAUGGAGGCAGUGGACGAUGACGAUGACGUCGAAAUUUGGUCAUUGGGGAAGACGAUAGGGGGGGGGAAAGGACACCGCAGAGGCGGUGGUCGUGGUCGAUCCGGUGGGCAGGGUGGCAGAGGAGGCGCAUCCGACGAUGGUGGGAAGUCGGCGACAUAUUGGUCGACGGACGACCAAUUGCGACUUGUGAGAUGUAAGUGGGAGCAAGACAUGCACCUAGCAGGGCUGGGUCACAAUUACGGUCGGCUGCGAACGAAGGAGUGGAGGUGGGACUACAUUGUGAAAUGGAUGGCCAACAUGGGGACGCCGAAAGAAGUCGAUGAGUGUUCCAAGAAGUGGGACAAUCCAUUUCAGAACUACAAGAAGAUACAGAGAUUUCAAGGGAAGAGUGGCGAGGCGGAUUUCUUCAAGUUGUCGAACGAAGAGCGGAAGGAGCACAAUUUCAAGUUCAGGAUGGAGAGGGUGUUGUACAACGAGAUCCAUGCGAGCAUACUUGGCAGCCACACCAUGUUCCCUCCCAACAUCGCCGACACUGGUCGUCCGGAACGGGUGCAGUUGCCGAGGCGAGGAGCGGGAGGUGGGGAGUCUGUCGGAAGUGAAGCCGGCGGUGAUGGCGGCGCGGACGACCGCAAGGCCAUGUCUCCAAGGGGCAGAGGCGGUUCUCGUGCAUGCGGCAAGAAGCGUGAUGCACCUCAUGACGACGCUGGGGGAGUGGACAAAGGAGGGCGACAAGUGAUGAAGGGGACGACUCGCGACGUCCGCAUCAUCAACGUCGAAGUGAAUGAAGAUGCGCGGGUGGACGAAGGCCAAGGCGGUGCGGUGCCGAAACAUAGCACAAUGCAGCCGGUUACACUGCCGACGACGCCACGUCAGCAGCACGCAGUUGUGGUCACAGGGGGAGCGAUGCCCAGACAGGCAGUCCCAUUGCCAGCAAUGCCACGUCAGCAUCGCACAAGCGAUAACGUCGGAUCUAGUGCUGCGGCCGCCAUUGUGACAGCGGUGGAACCGCCACAACCCCGCCACGCAGGUGCGGACGUGGGAAUUGUGGCAGGAGCACCGUGGGGGGCGACGGGGGAAGGCCGCAGGGGGGAGGACUUCGCGAGCGCAACGGAGGUUGCACAUGUGGAGAAAAAGAGGGGGGUCGAGGAUGACGAACCUCUCGUCAACAGGGUGCGCAAAGGCGAACUGGCGAAAGAUCAGGUGGAGCGAGCGAGACUGUGGGUCGACGACAAAUCAUUCUGGACGUCAGGGGAGGGGCGCAAACUCUACAAUAUCAUCAACGAGACACGUGAGCACCUCGUUGCCGUCGCAAACGGGCUUCCACUCCCGAACGUCCCGAGAAGCGUCGCCAUGCCCAAAUCCAACAUCGCGCAGAUCGGGAUCACGGAUACAGGGCAGUUGCAGGGAGCAUUGAGUCGCGCAUCAAAAGUCCAGAGUGUGGCCUUGCGGGUUUUGCAUGGCUGCGUCUUCAAAUCGGGCUCCAGAGAAUGAGGAUACAAUGUCGCCUUCCAGUAUGUACUGGAAUCUGUGGCGAUCGACAUCGCACACGCGAUGUGGCAUGGUGAGGAGUGGAGUAACGUCGUCAGCCCCGCCGU